AAGUCAGCGAAAACAAAUGCAAAAAAUCAAACUAAAUGCAAGUGAUGUGCUUAAUAAUUGAAUAAAAAAGUAAAAAAAUGCAUCUCAUAUCUUAUUACCAUCAAACACAAUGGGCGUUUAAUUGUUAAUGCAUCGGGCAGAGAAAGCAUAAAUAUCACUGUCGCAAGUCGCUCGUAAAUUUAAGACCGCGAGUGACGCAAAUCCAAACACAAAGUGCAAGUGAAGGCUUUCGCCUGGCAUCAACAACAACAGAUUGAGUUGCUGCUACAACAACAACAACAUCAACAACAACAAAAAAUCAGCUGUCAAACCGCUUCAAGAUGGCCAUACCGCCACCACCGGGACCACCGCCACCACCAGGACCACCGCCGCCGCCGGCCAUGGGUGGCCUGAAGCUAGGUGGCGGCGGAGGAGGCGGAGAUGCACGCUCCGCUCUGCUGAACUCUAUUCAAAAGGGAACAAAGCUGCGCAAGACGGCGACUGUGGACAAAAGUGGUCCAGCGCUGUCGGGACGUGUCUGUGAUGGUGAGGGUGGCUCCUCGGCUGCGAUGUCGGCGUCGAAGCGCACGCUGAACAACAACAACAACACCAGCAGCAACAACAACAACAGCACUAUUGGCAACGGGGCGCCAAAAUUGGGCGGUUUAUUUGAAGGUCUCUCGCAAAUGCCAAAGCUGAAGCCCGUGAACGGAGUGCGAGCAGCAACAACAACAACAUCAGUAACGAAGCCCACAACGAAUGAAACGCGAAGCAACAGCCCCCCCACCGCCGCCGCCUCAGCGAGCAUGAGCAAUGGACCCAUGGACUUCAACACAGAGCUCACAAAGCAUUUAACAUUGAAGCGCCAGAAGCAACAACAACAACAACCAUCACAGUCAUCAGCAAGCAACAACAGCACACAUAUCAAUGCAACCGAGGCAAAUUUGAGAACAAAUCGCGGACCACCACCGCAGCCGCCAAAGCAGAACUCCAGCGAAUCCAUAUUGGACCGCAUGAACAUACCUCGCACACCGGCGCCGCCCACAUCCAAUGGCAAUGGCAAUGUCAAGCCGAAAGCCUCAUCGCCCACGCUCUCGGAGAGCAGCAGCAGCGGCAGCGGCAGUGUGAAGAGCAAAGCGGCAAAUCUUAGUAUCUCGUUAGGCAAUAGUUUUGUAAAUAGUUCAAUUACAAGAACGACAACAACAAGCGCAACAACAACAGCAUCCGCAUCCGCAUCAGCAACAGCAACAAGUCGAGCAACAACAUCAACGGGAACACUGCGCAACUUGGCGCCAAACAAAUCAACACUGUUCGGUGGUAGUCCUGGUGCGGUUAGUGGUGGUGGUGGCAGUGGUGGUGCUGUUGGCAGUGGUGGUGGUGGUGGUGGUGUUGUUAAUGUCUUGCCCACGCCUCCGCCCCCACCUGCACCCACCCACACGCCCCCAAAUCCAGCACAUCAGAAGCCCGCAAUUGGAUUUGGCAAGCCAAAUUUUGCGCCAAAGCCGCCGGGUCUGCAGCAAUUGGCGCUAGCCAAUGGGCAUCAGCGUCCAGUGGUUGCGCGACAUCACAGCAUGAAGUCACCCAGAUCCCCGCCAGCUGUGGGCGCCGUCAAUGGUCCCGUGUUUCCAACGCAACAACAUUUUGGCACAAUGCGCGCUCCACUGCAGCAGACGUUGCUGUUGCAAUCCAGCGAUGGCAUCGGUGGCAGCACCAACAGCAUCACUGGCAGCAUACGCUCUGCCCCCAACCCGCCAAAGACACGUCCCUCGACGAAGCCACCGCCACCUCCGACGCCAGCGCGCAGCAUCUCGAACAGCAAUUUGAGCAGCAUUGCAGCGCCAAUCAGUGCCGUCAAUGCGACGCUGGUUCAAAGUGCGGCCAUUAACACAACGCCAGCGCCAUCUCCGCCGCCUCUGCAGCCGCCGUCUAAUUCGAGCAGCAGCAGCAGCGUUGCCACACUGCGCGAUCAGUUCCGAGUCGGUGGCACCUCGACGCCACCAACGCCGCCUAACGUCACGGCUAGUCCGAAGGCUGCGACAAUGCGAGAGAAGGUGAAUCCCAUCAUAUUGAACGGGGGACCCAUUAAUCCACCAGCCUUGCCUCCCCAUCGCAGCUGCCCGCCGCCACCGCCCCCGCAGCGACAGUCAAGCAAUGCUGGAUCCCAGCAACAGCAGCAGGCCCCCGUUCCGCCCCAGCGUCACUCCUCGAUAAGGGCGAAUGCGCCAUCAACGCCGCCCACGCACAUGGCCAAUGCGACGCACAACUUUGGCAGCAGCGGUGGCCUGGCAACGGGAAUGGGAGCGGGAAUGGGAAUGGGAACGGGAGCAUCAGUUGGUCGACUGGUCAUCGAUUUGGAGGCUAAGUUUGGCAAGAGAUUUCAUAAUGUCACCGAAUUCCCGAAGCCGCCGCCGUUUCUAAAUAUACAAAAAAUCUAUCCUAGUCGCACGCUUAAGGCCACCAAUGACGCUGUUUUGAUGCCUAACAACAAUAACAAUAACAGCAACAACAACAACAGUUCAGCUGCAUUCAACAACAAUGCUAAACCGCCAACGGUACUGAAACCAGCCUAUGCGCCCCUCAAAAAGCAUCGAGCCCCCGCGCCUCCACCACAGGCUGGCGUCGCAGCCGCCACAGUGUCUGUGAUAAGGCAAUCGAGUUUUCUUUAUGGCGGCAAUGGCACAUCAGCUGGCGCAGCGGCAGCUCCAAAUGUGCGGCCGCAGUCGCAGCCGGCGUCGGGUGUGACGCGCAAUUCAACGGUCUAUUGAGAUGGGCUCCAAAUGUAACCAUAAUUGUAAAACUGUAUCGAUGUUUAUGCUUUGUAUAUACACAAGAUUUAUAUGUGUGUUUGUACUUUGUAAUCGUUGUUGUGGUGCAGAGUCAUGUGCGUGUGUCGACUGUCCAAGUGAAAAGUGUAAAAAUAUAUAAUACUUGAGAACAGAAACAAUAACAUAGAAGGCAGAGAGGACAAUUAGAUUGUGGGUGCCAUAUUUAGCACAUAAGAAGUGUACAUUGCACAAGGAGCGUGUGGAGAGUGCGAAAGAGCUUACUUUGAGAAGCCUUAUUAAAUUUGUUGGCGAUUGCAUUACAAAAUUUAAUCCUAAUUAACAUUUAAUGAACUAACUCCCAACUAGGAUUAAACAAUAUUAAUAUUUUUAACUAAUUUUCAUAUCAGUCAAAUGUAGUUUUGUAACCUUUCUUCUGAUUUUCCUUGUGUUCCUUUUGGGAGAAAGUCGAUUUGUGAUGUAACUGAAAUUUCGAGUUAUGUAAAUUGAGCCAAGGUGCUGGUUAACUUAAUAGUAGAGUCUUCCCAGGCUUAACCGAAAUACUAAUAUAAUCUGUAUAUAACAAUUUAGCUGCAUUUGAGUUUAGACCAAAACUUAGUCAAAUUACGCACGAGACAACACCAAAAUGGGAAAUCCCCUUUAUAGUAUAGUACAUAUACGCAUAUUUAAGGAGCGUUGUGUCUCUAUCCCUAUCUUACUAGACUGAGAAAUGUUAAGCCCACAUACAUAUAUUUUUAAAUGCUAGCAAACACACACAAUAAUGUUAAAUUUAAUGCAGGAGAAACUAUCAAAAACAAAAACAAGUAUAAAAAAAUAUAGCACAACUGAAAGUUUUCCAACGAAUUCGCAUAGUCAUCAAAGUGCAUUUUCCAUUAUAAAAAUUUUGAUUUUCUCAAGUACUGAACUAUAUACAUAUAUUCUUUUUGUUUUUUGUGAUACUUUUGAAACGACAUUCUUGAAUUUCAGAUAUCAAUAAUUGUAUUUAUCAAAGAAAAAAAAGGAAAAACCUUGGGCAAUAUUAUUCAUAAACAUCAAGUGAAUUAUUAUUAAAUUUAAUCAUUGUUGUUAGACCUUUGAAGUCAUUAGCUGUAAUUAAUCAGUAUACUUAUUAUUACAUAGGAACAUUCUAAUCAACGUC
Molecule: messenger RNA, 3900 nt
Organism: Drosophila albomicans
Lineage: Eukaryota; Metazoa; Arthropoda; Insecta; Diptera; Drosophilidae
Gene: Vrp1
Product: WAS/WASL-interacting protein family member 1
Exons: 10
Coding region: 321-2744 (807 amino acids)
Biological process (GO): actin filament polymerization
Cellular component (GO): cytoplasm; actin filament
Molecular function (GO): microtubule binding; actin binding
Source: RefSeq, a predicted model, not a curated record